Molecule: messenger RNA, 1596 nt
Organism: Necator americanus (New World hookworm)
Lineage: Eukaryota; Metazoa; Nematoda; Chromadorea; Rhabditida; Ancylostomatidae
Exons: 13
Coding region: 1-1596 (531 amino acids)
Molecular function (GO): UDP-glycosyltransferase activity
Source: RefSeq, a predicted model, not a curated record
AUGAAUCGUUAUUGUGGAUUGCUGUUACUUUCACUCUUAGCUUGCGAUUCCUACAAAUUCCUUGUAUAUUCGCCAAUUUUUGGCUAUUCUCACACGAAUUUCAUGGGCGCCAUCGCGGAUACGCUGACUGAAGCAGGACAUAACGUGAAAGCAAAACUCGUUAAGACACUGUUGAUGCCAGUUAUGGAUUAUGAGCAACAGGACAAAACUGGAGUGAAACUCUCCAAGAAUAUCAUCAAGGUCCCAGCUGAUCCAGAAGUGAUCGAAUUGAUGCGAUAUAAAGGAGAAAUGCUGAGCAAGAUAUGGUCUAUGGAACCUAGUCUUUUCGGACUAAUGCAGAUGGCAGACAAUAUGACAAAGUCAUUCACAUACCAAUGUAGAAAAAUAUACAACGAUGAGAUAUUAUUGAAGCAAUUAGAGGAGGAAAAAUUCGAUGUUGGCAUUGCUGAAACAUUUGAAUUCUGCGGUUUUGGAGUAUUCGAACUUGCAAAAAUCCCUUCAACAAUAGCGACGUUUUCCUCAGUACACAUGGAUGUCGUAUCCGAAGCUAUUGGAGAGCCAAUAGCCCCUAGUUACGUACCUGGGGCGAUGGCUACGGCAGGAGAUCGGAUGAACAUCGUUGACAGAUUCAAGAACAUCUUGGACGUCGUGUUUGGAAAGAAAUUCUUCGAGAGCGUCUUUAUUAGCCAAGCUGAAGCCUUUCGGAAGAAAUUCGGUGAAGAGUUCAGAAGUUAUAAGGAACUACUUCCAGAAGCUUCAUACGUAUUUACCAACUCCAAUCCUUAUCUUGACUACCCUCGGCCAAUGCUUCACAAAACUGUACCAAUCGGUGGAGCUGCAGUGUCGUUGGAUCCUAAAAAGAACAAACUUCCAGCGAAGUGGGAUGCUGUUCUCAAUGAGCGCAAUACAACUGUCUUGGUAUCUUUCGGAUCAGUGGCAAAAGCGAUCUACAUGCCUGACAUAUAUAGGGAUUCCUUACUGAAGGUUUUCGAAAGUAUGCCAGACACGACCUUUAUCAUGAAGUAUGAAGAGGAGGGAUCAAAAAUAGCAGAUCAUCUUCCGAAUGUUCAUCUGAGCUCGUGGUUUCCACAAAAUGCCCUCCUUGCUGAUCCUCGCCUCACCGUCUUUGUCACUCAUGGAGGACUUGGCAGCACCACCGAGCUAGCACAUCAGGGAAAACCAGCUAUUCUUAUUCCCCUCUUUGCGGAUCAACCGAGAAAUGCGCACAUGCUCGCUAAACAUGGAGGAGGUAUCGUCUUGACCAAAUUCGACUUGGAGAGUCCACACAAACUGAGAGAGAGCCUACUUAGAAUUUUCAACGAUGCCAGUUUCUCUCAAAACGCUAAACGGUUAGCGGAAAUGCUGCUGAACCAACCUAUCAGCGCGAAACAGCUUGUCAUACGACACAGUGAAUUUGCGGCUAAAUUUGGCCGUCUACCCAAUCUGGAUCCAUAUGGACGACAUCUUUCAUUCAUACAAUAUUAUCUUCUUGAUGUUAUUUUUGUUGUUAUGAGCGUUGCUCUUCUUAUUGUUUACAUUAGCACAAAGCUUCUCAGAAAAUGCUUCUCAUUAGCAUUAAAGGUGAAGAAAGAUUAA